Molecule: messenger RNA, 2061 nt
Organism: Pseudogymnoascus verrucosus
Lineage: Eukaryota; Fungi; Ascomycota; Leotiomycetes; Thelebolales; Thelebolaceae
Exons: 4
Coding region: 1-2061 (686 amino acids)
Molecular function (GO): protein binding
Source: RefSeq, a predicted model, not a curated record
AUGCUGGAACAGUUCCGCACUGGCUCUGAGUCUAAUGCUUAUGACCAUGCGUAUAAUGAGACUAUGAGCAGAAUCGAUCGCCAGAGUGCAAAUGCUUCUGACCUCGCGAAGAAGACCAUCGGUUGGAUCCUAAACGCCAGACGAACCCUGACCGUCGCAGAGCUGGAACAUGCGCUAGCGGUCGAGAUUGAAACGAGCGAAUUUGACGAGACGAACAUCACCAACAUCGAACAGUUGACUUCAUAUUGCUGUAGUCUAGUUACUGUGGACGAGCAAACGAGAAAUAAGACGUGGUUCCCCAAUAUUCACGAUCUCAUGGCGGAUAGUUGUUUGACAUACGUAUCAUAUGAUGUGUUUGAAGAUCGAUUCCAAACCGAAGCUGAGAUUGAAGGGAUUCCUCGCGAAUACCCCUUCUACAAUUACGCGUCCUACAAUUGGGGACAUCAUUUCCGAGAAGGGCCUGAGAUUUCAUCUAAUGCUCUAAAAUUUCUUCAGAGUCAGGCUAAAAUAUCCGCAUAUGAUCGUGAUCGCUGCGGAUUUGAACCAUUUACUGGCAUUGAGACACGCGGGGUAAAAACGAGUGAUGUAAAGGCAGAGCACAUUGCAGCAUUUUUCAAUCUCGAGCAUUUGAUGCAAGAACUUCUUGUAACAAAUCCCAACAACGUGGAUAUUCUUGACUCAAUUAAUAACACACCCCUAUUCUUUGCUGUAAUCCACGGCCAUGAGAUGGUAACCAAGAUGCUUCUUGACAGGGGAGCCCACACCGAUAUAAUAUGCGUGGAUGGCAUGUCACCAUUGCAUGCGGCUGCGUCGCAGGGUCAUGGAGCGAUUGCCAACCUUCUCCUAGAUAAUAAUGCUGAUAUUGAAAUCAAGAAUGGAAGCUCGGAAACUCCAUUAGAUACUGCUGCAUCUAAAGGCCAUGAUAUGGUGCUCACACUGCUGGUGGAUAGAGGCGCCAACAUUGAAUCUAAGUCUAACUGGGGAAGGACUCCAUUUGUUACAGCCGCAAAACGAGGGCAUACGACGACAGUCAAACUGCUUCUAAGUAUGGGCGCCAAUUUCAAAAGCACGAGUGAAUAUAGAGAAGGCGCUUCGAACGUUAUCGGCAAAAAUGGCGAAACACCACUACAUAAAGCCACUAGGGUCUUCCUACCUUGGCAGGUGAACAACGAAGGCGUAGUCAGGAUUCUCUUAGGCAGGGGCGCCAACACCGAAGCGAAGGACACGGAGGGGGAAACGCCACUACAUCGAGCUGCAAAAAGGGGUUACGAAAUACAAACCAAACAUUUGUUAGAUAGUGGUGCCAAUAUUAAGGCUAGACGAGACAGCGACGGCCUGACUCCAUUAUGCCUAGCUGCUUUCAAUGGCUCAGAAUCGACUGUGAAGCUUCUUCUGAACAGGGGUGCCUGUAUUGACCCAAAGUCCCACAGGAGACAAACGCCAUUACAAUUAGCAGCCAUGAAUGGCAACGAUAUGGUGGUUACGAUGCUCCUGAACAAUAGCGCCAACAUCGAUGGUAGUGAUCAAUUAGGUUACACCUCGCUAUCCUGGGCUGCAUGGAGUGGCCAUGAGAAGGUACUUAGACUGCUCUUAGAUAGGGGCGCUAAUCCGGAACCUCUUGGGACUGGACCACAACAGUUGCCCUUGGUGGAGGCUGAGGGUGGCCAUGAUGUGGCUGGUAGGGCUUUACUCAAACAUGGGAAUAAUCCUGAUUUGAAUUUCCUUGGUCGAACCCCUUUGCACAUAGCGAGCGCCGAAGGCCACAUAUCGGAAGCGAGUCUCCUUAUAACAGCUGGAGCGAGACCAGAUACCCCAGAUCGAUUUGGACGAACACCACUAUUUGCUGCUGUCUGCGGAGGCCAUCUAGACAUGAUUCAAUUCCUAAUCAGCUUACCAGGCGUUGAGAAAUGUUGCUCCGAUGUCUGGGGACUUACGCCGGCCAUGGUGGCCCAGCAGAGGGGAAUGCAUGAAAUCCACUCGCUCCUCUACGAAACAAGCGAAGCAGAAAAUUCAAACCUAGAAACUUGGGCUACAUUGCCAUCUAAGGAUUUGACGCUAUGA